AUGUUCGUCAUCAAACGAGAUGGACAAAAGGAGAGAGUCCAGUUUGAUAAAAUUACAGCGCGAAUAUCGCGUUUAAGCACCGGCCUUGCUCCGCAUAAUGUCGACCCCGCACGCGUCGCUCAGAUUGUUAUUCAGGGAAUAUACCAAGGUGUAUCGACUGUCGAUCUUGAUAAUUUGGCAGCAGAGGCAGCUGCUUCUUUAACAACCUUGCACUCCGAUUAUGGAGUGCUUGCUGGACGUAUUAUCGUUUCAAACCUUCACAAACAAACUGAAGAGCGCUUUUCUGAGGUAGUCAAAGCACUUUACCAUUACUAUAAUCCACGGGCGAAGGAGUUGUCACCUGUAGUUUCUAAGGAGCUUUAUGACAUUGUUAUGGAGUAUGCUGCUGAGCUCGAUGCAGUUGUGGAUUCUGAUAGAGACUACGACUUGACAUACUUUGGAAUCCGAACUCUAGAGCGUUCUUAUCUUUUGCGCAUAAACAACAAGGUUUCAGAGCGCCCACAACAUUUACUAAUGCGCACUGCUUUAGGAAUUCACGGAAAUAAUAUACCUCGUGUUUUGGAGAGCUACAAUCUUAUGUCGCGUCGGUUUUUUACUCACGCCUCGCCAACUUUAUUUAAUGCCGGAACGGUGCGCCCACAAAUGUCUUCAUGUUUUUUGGUGGCUAUGAAGGAAGACUCUAUGCACGGCAUUUACAAUACAUUGACUACAUGUGCACUUAUAUCUAAAUAUGCUGGCGGUAUUGGAUUGCAUGUUCACAACAUUCGCUCUAAAGGGUCAUAUAUUUCCGGAACAAAUGGUAUAUCAGCCGGUGUGGUUCCCAUGUUGAAAGUAUUUAACGCGACAGCCCGGUACGCAGACCAAGGCGGUGGUAAAAGACCCGGUGCGUUUGCUAUUUACCUAGAGCCGUGGCAUGGAGACAUUUUGGAAUUUCUGGAAAUCCGAAAGAACCAUGGCAAUGAAGAAAUGCGGGCGCGAGACUUGUUCACGGCACUUUGGAUACCUGAUUAUUUUAUGAAAAAAGUGGAGAUGAAUGAAAUGUGGUGUUUGUUUAGUCCCCAUGAUGCACCCAGACUUGCUGAAACUUUUGGCAAAGACUUUGAAGAACUGUACGACAAGUAUGAGGCUGAAAGCCGCUAUCAAGAGAAGAUUAGCGCACAAACUUUAUGGAAAGCGAUUGUGAAUGCACAAAUUGAAACUGGAGGUCCUUUUAUUUUGUUUAAAGAUGCUUGCAAUGCCAAAUCUAACCAAAGUAAUCUAGGCACCAUUAAGUCGUCGAAUUUGUGUACAGAAAUUAUUCAAUACUCAUCACCAGACGAAGUAGCAGUAUGCAACCUGGCAUCGUUGGCUUUGCCCAUGUUUGUGGACUAUAAUGAAUCAUCCGCUUGGUUUGACUUUGCAGCACUGCACCGGGUAACCAAGGUAGUUUUGCGAAACCUGGACGCCAUAAUUGAUAAAAAUUGGUAUCCAGUUCCAGAAGCUAAAAGAAGUAACAAACGACAUCGACCCGUGGCGGUUGGUGUUCAAGGAUUUGCAGAUAUGUUAUUGGCACUACGAUUGCCAUAUGAAUCAGAAAAGACGAAGCGUCUUAACGCAAAUGUUUUUGAAACAAUUUACCAUGCCGCUCUGGAAGCAUCCGUUGAACUUGCCAAAGAACAUGGUCCAUAUGAGACCUAUAAGGGUUCACCCGCUUCCGAAGGUUUUCUUCAGUAUGAUUUGUGGGACCAUAAGCCUUCUGGAUUAUGGGAUUGGGAAAAGUUAAAGACUGACAUUGAAAAACACGGAUUACGCAAUUCGUUGGUAACAGCUUUAAUGCCUACAGCAUCAACAUCUCAAAUUCUUGGAUUUAACGAAUGCUUCGAGCCGUACACAUCCAACAUUUACGUGCGACGAGUGCUAGCAGGAGAGUUCCAGAUGGUUAACCCUUGGCUUCUUAAGGAUUUGACAAAGCUGGGGUUAUGGAAUGAACAGAUGAAAAUGACAAUUUUGCGGGACCGCGGGUCGAUCCAAAAUAUUCCGUGCAUUCCCAGCGAGUUAAAAAAGUUGUACAAGACAGUUUGGGAGAUUCCUCAAAAAGAGGUUAUAAAUUUGGCGGUUGGCCGGGCACCUUUUAUUGACCAGUCGCAGAGCAUGAAUCUUUAUCUUAAGGAGCCAACCUUAGCCAAAAUGUCAAGUAUGCAUUUUUAUAGUUGGAAGCAGGGACUCAAGACUGGAAUGUAUUAUUUACGGACCGGAGCAGCAGCAGAUCCAAUUCAAUUUACUGUGGCCCAGGAAUCUGCAGAAACCCAGCAGAUAUUCCGAAACAUUGAAAUUCCGAGUUUGGAUUUGCUGGAAAUGAAACAGUAUCUUGAGAUUGAUCAUACCAACGGUCAGUCACAUGAAUCGCGAAUCAUUACAGUUGAUAGUAAGACUGGGCUUUUAGAUGUGUUACGACCACGCGGAGAUAUGCUGGGUAUACCUGGGUUUUCCCGUGAAGAGCCUCGAAGUCAUGGUCGUCACAGUCGCGGAGGCAGAAAACGAACUCGGUCAGAGGAAGGUCUAGGAAUGAGAAAUCCGCACCGGCGAAGCAAUGGCGGUAGUGGAAGUAGUGGUCUAAAAGUAGGAGGAGGAGGAGGAGGAUCACAUAAGAGACAUAGUGCUGGGUCGACGCAUGAAUUUAGGAAGAAAGUUUCAGAGCAAGACAAACAUAAUGAUAACGUUGAAACGGCUGGGAAUGAAGGUGUUGACAGGUUUCUAGAAGGUUACAGAUCUUCAAGAAGUUCCGUUCAAGAAGACUUGGAAAAGAAACGAAGCACAACACCAGAAUUUGUAAAAAACCAGAGCAUUGAGGAUAUCAAAGACCAAGAUGGUCAAAGUUCGCAGUGCUCUCUUCAAUCUUCUCGCGAAGCUUCGUGUGACAUGUGCUCAGGAUAG
Molecule: messenger RNA, 2913 nt
Organism: Magnusiomyces paraingens
Lineage: Eukaryota; Fungi; Ascomycota; Dipodascomycetes; Dipodascales; Dipodascaceae
Exons: 2
Coding region: 1-2913 (970 amino acids)
Biological process (GO): DNA replication; deoxyribonucleotide biosynthetic process
Cellular component (GO): ribonucleoside-diphosphate reductase complex
Molecular function (GO): ribonucleoside-diphosphate reductase activity, thioredoxin disulfide as acceptor; ATP binding
Source: RefSeq, a predicted model, not a curated record